Messenger RNA from Pichia membranifaciens NRRL Y-2026, 897 nucleotides. RefSeq lists its product as hypothetical. Gene Ontology annotation, molecular function: guanine nucleotide transmembrane transporter activity. The coding region runs from base 1 to 897 and encodes 298 amino acids. The transcript has a single exon. Gene Ontology annotation, cellular component: mitochondrion. The record is from RefSeq and is a predicted model, not a curated record. NCBI's taxonomy places the organism in Eukaryota, Fungi, Ascomycota, Pichiomycetes, Pichiales, Pichiaceae.
AUGAGUACCGUCGACAAGAAGCAAUCUGGUUUAGCAAGAAUCUUGGGUCCUGCCGUCGCAGGUGUGUGUGAAAUCGGGGUGUUCCACCCUGUCGACACCAUCUCCAAGAGAUUGAUGUCCAACACCACCAGAGUUAACAAUUUGGAGAAGUUGAACUCCGUCAUUUUCAAAGACAAGGCUUCCGCUCCAGCAGGUAAGAGAUUCUUGUCUCUUUUCCCUGGUUUAGGUUACGCUGCGUGCUACAAGAUUCUGCAGAGAAUCUACAAGUACGGUGGUCAACCAUUUGCCAACGAGUUCUUGACCUCCAACUUCAAGAAGUCCUACGACGACCUCUUUGGUCCUAAGACCGGUAAGGCGUUGCUUUCUGCCACUGCGGGUUCCCUUAUCGGUAUCGGUGAAGUCGUCUUGCUUCCUUUGGACGUCUUGAAGAUCAAGAGACAGACCAACCCUGAGGCCUUCAAGGGUAGAGGUUUCUUCAAGAUCUUAAAGGACGAAGGUUUCUCUCUUUACAACGGUGCUGGCUGGACAGCUGCCAGAAAUGCUCCAGGUUCUUUUGCUUUGUUCGGUGGUUCUGCCUUUGCCAAGGAGUUCAUUUUUGGUUUGACUGACUACUCCUCUGCCUCUUGGUACCAGAACUUCGUUGCCUCGAUCUGUGGUGCUUCUGCUUCGUUGAUUGUCUCUGCUCCUUUGGACGUCAUCAAGACCAGAAUUCAGAACAAGAACUUCGACGCCAACGAGUCCGGGUUUACCAUCCUCAAAAACAUGCUUAAGAACGAAGGCCCAACUGCCUUCUUCAAGGGGUUAAUUCCAAAGUUGUUGACCACUGGUCCUAAGUUGGUCUUUUCCUUUGCUCUUGCUCAAUCCUUGAUUCCAGCAUUCGACAGAAUGUUGAAAUAA